Molecule: messenger RNA, 2002 nt
Organism: Punica granatum (pomegranate)
Lineage: Eukaryota; Viridiplantae; Streptophyta; Magnoliopsida; Myrtales; Lythraceae
Source: RefSeq, a predicted model, not a curated record
AAAGAAAGUCAAACCCAAUGAUUCUCCCCGCAAUAUCCGGGACAAGCUUUGUCUCCUCCUCCGAGUCCGAAGAAGAAGCAGAGAUAUUAGAUUCUUCAAAUCUUCUUCAAUGGCGACGCACGCAAUCUUGGGAAGAUUCCUCCUCUGACCUCAAAGCGUUGAUGGGUUCUUGCUGCCGUUGAAGAUUGGAUUGGAUUGUGGUUCGUGUACGCUAAGCUGACUUGGUCUUGAGAUUUUUAGGGCUUCUUGAAUUGGUGAUUGAUUGAAGCGAUGGAGCCGGCGGCCGCUGGCGGGGGUGGCGGCGGGCCGGCGCCGUUCCUGCUGAAGACGUACGAGAUGGUAGACGAUUCGGCGACGGACGAGAUAGUGUCGUGGAGCCCUCGCAAGAACAGCUUCGUCGUGUGGAACCCUCCCGAGUUCGCCCGUGUCCUCCUCCCCACCUAUUUCAAGCACAACAACUUCUCCAGCUUCAUUCGCCAGCUCAACACUUAUGGAUUUCGGAAGAUUGAUCCUGAGAGGUGGGAGUUUGCAAAUGAAGACUUUGUUAAAGAUCAGAAGCAUCUUCUCAAGAACAUCCACCGCAGGAAGCCCAUUCACAGCCACAGUCAACCUCAGGGCACCACCUUGGACUCAGAAAGAGCUACCUGCGAUGAGGAAAUAGACAGACUAACGCAUGAGAAAUCCACCCUUCAGGCAAAGCUCUCGAAGUUAAAAAAUCAGCAGUCCAUGGGAAAGGUACAGAUUGAAGAAUUGACUGAUCGAGUGGGGAAAAUGGAGCAGAGGCAGGAUGAGCUGCUGGCUUUCAUAGAGAAAGCUAUCCAAAAUCCGACGUUUAUUGAACAUCUUGCUCGCAGAAUCGAGUCUUUUGACUUGUCUGCUUAUAAUAAGAAGAGAAGACUACCUCGGAUUGAAAAUACUCUGCAGCCUGCGGUGGAGAAUAGUGUUGACAAUCUCAGUAGCUCGAGACCUGAAUCCGGGAAUAUUUACCACCAAGAUUUCACGGACAAGCUGAGGCUUGAACUUUCACCAGCAGUGUCAGAUAUUAACUUGGUCUCUCAUAGCACGCAGAGUUCCAAUGAGGGGGGAAGCCCUCAGAGGAUAAUUUUGGAAGGGGACCCAAGAGAAACCCAAACUCCCCAGAGACAAGGAGGCAUUCUAUUCACGCCCGAGCCACUAGAACUGUCUGACACAGGGACUUCUUUCACAUUCAAGAUGGACUCAUCUUUACAUCAGAAAUCACCGAUUGGUGAAGGCCCGAGAAACUUGAGUCCUCGUGAGGAGGGCGAGAAUAGCAUUUCAUGCCAUUUGAAUCUUACACUGGCAUCUUCCCCGCUACAAGUUGAGAAGCCCACCCCUGUGAAAGAAUCAGGUCUUGGUGUUUCUUCAAAGAGUCGGAAUCAUGCUGGAAACGAGUGUCCGAAGAAUAAUAACCAAGGUUCAGGUCCUCCUCGGGGUAGAGUAAAUGAUGUCUUCUGGGAGCAGUUCCUGACAGAAAGGCCAGGAUCCUUGGACAACGAGGAGGCAAGCUCUAAUUACCGGACAAACCCGUAUGAUGAACAAGAUGAUCGAAGGUCAGGACAAGGAGUAUCGAAGAAUGCUAAGAAUAUGGAGCGGCUCUCUCUCUAGAAAACCAAAAUUGAUGGGUGGUGGAGCGAGUUAUUCACAAGCUCAUCUGAGGUUGGUCCGACCUUUUUCUCUCUCUUUUUUUACCUUGGGCUGCCUAUAUUUCAACCUGACAAUACAUGCCAUCUAGGAAAUUUUUGGAUGGGUGAAAAACCAUGUUUUGAAUAAAAUAUGAAGAGAAUGUAUAGACUGUUAUAUGUAACAUAGGGUGCUAGCUGAUUGCACUGAUGAGUUAAGACUGGCUUUCUUCCCCGAGACCCUUUUAAAACGAAGGUUCAUCAUGUACGGUACAAACGUAAAUUAUGAAACUCUGAAUGAAUGUGCUAUUCAAAUAUUUGCUCAGCAUAUAAGAUUUAUCGUGAAUGAAUUUCCUGGGAAA